AUGAAAAAGAAUGUAGAUGUUUUAUUUAGACAAAAGACAGCAACAACAACAACAAUGACAUCUACAACAUCCGAUGAUAUUGGGUAUAGAUCGACUUCAUACGAUAAUCUAGAUGAUUUGGCUGAUUAUAAUGCAUCCGAUGACGAACUCGAUGAAUAUUCAGAUUCGCGCAGAGGCACCUCACAUCAGACUAUGGCCAGUAAUGAUGCUGAUGACUACGACCGUCUGGAUGACUAUUUGGAUGAGCAAACCAAUAACAAUGAUUAUCAAGAUGAAGCUGAUGAGAGUCGCCAUUCAGCGUCACCAAAGAGAGAGUCAGGCUCAUCGUCAUCAACCGUCGUUUCAGCUGCAUCGUCGUCUUCACCAUCGCCAUCGUCAUCCUCCAAGCAAGUCAAUGAAAAGAAAAGGUCACAUAGAGAUGAAGAUGAAGAAGGAAGUCUACAAACUGCUGAGGAACUACAACGUCAACAACAACAACAAAAACAAUCACAAUCACAACAACAACAGCAAAAACAACAACCUCAACAAUCAAUGCAACCAAACAAAAAGAAUUUCAAAUCUACGUAUGAGACUAAGAGUAGAUACAAUGUUGGUGGUGGCGCAGGAGUAACAGGUAGUUCGCCAAUUAUGAACAGACAGACUUUCAAUAACAAUGCUUCACAUCAUCACAGCAUUGGCACACCUCCACAACAACAACAACAGCCAUCAAAGCCAUACAUUAUAAAGCUAGCCACUGGUGCCACCAUGACAGUCACACCCAGCGGAAGCAACACCAACACUACCAUCAAACCAAACAUAUCAACCAACAGUAAUUUUAUCAAAAACGAUAAGCAGUUUAUUAAAAAUAAUAAUCAUAAUAAUAAUGUAUUACCACAAAAAAUGAUUUCACCAAAUACAUAUAGGAGUAGCCCUCAAAAAGCUACGAUGAUGAAUGAUCAGAGGAUGCAAAUGCACCCAGGAUAUCAGCAACAUCAACAGCAACAACAACAGAUGAUGGCUUCGUCGUAUGGCGCCGCCUUGAUGAAGCAAUACGCCUCCACAGGUGUACCACCAGGCAUGCAUCAUUCACAAUUCCAAAUGCCAAAUCGUUAUCAAUUCCAACAACCAAAAAUUGUAAAUAGUCAAAUUGUCAUACCUCAAUCUCUACAUAUUCAACAUCAACAUCAACAGCAUCAGCAACAACAACAUUUCCACCAACAAAGAAAUAUAACUUUACAACAAACACAACUUCAUUAUCAUCAGCAGCAACAACAACAUCAACAAUUAACCUAUAUUAACAAGAACAAGAAUCUACAACAACAACAACAGUACAAACAGAAACAAUACCCGCAGCAGCAGCAGCAGCAGCAACAACAACAACAACAACAACAGCAACAGCAAUCACAACCACAACAACAAUCACAACAAAAGCAGCAACAAAUUAUCAACAAACCAAUAGAGCUUAAUGAAAAAGACAAGAGUAGUGAGGUGAUAAUAAAGAACUAUCCAUCAUUAGAUGAGGUCAAGGAUCUUUUCGAAAAAGAAACUGGUUUUAUGAACUAUGAAGUCGACGACCAGAAUAAAGAAAUACAUGUAACAUUCAGAGACGUUCAAUCCUCAACCAAUUUCAAGAGGAAGAAUCAUCGAAAACUAAUUAACAGUGAUUAUCAACUACUGAUCGACUUUAAGUUAUAA
Molecule: messenger RNA, 1674 nt
Organism: Heterostelium album PN500
Lineage: Eukaryota; Evosea; Eumycetozoa; Acytosteliales; Acytosteliaceae
Exons: 5
Coding region: 1-1674 (557 amino acids)
Source: RefSeq, a predicted model, not a curated record